GUCGCGUGCCUUAUACGUCAUCUCCCGGAGCCGUCCCGGGGAUUUUCUUGGCAUCCGCGCGGCGGUUUUGUUGGGGGCGUCAUGGACGACGAAGAGGAGACUUAUCGACUAUGGAAAAUCCGGAAAACAAUCAUGCAGUUGUGUCACGAUCGCGGCUAUUUGGUAACCCAGGAUGAAUUGGAUCAGACUCUGGAAGAGUUCAAAGCCCAGUUUGGUGAUAAGCCAAGUGAAGGGCGUCCUCGGCGUACUGAUCUCACAGUGUUGGUGGCCCACAACGAUGAUCCUACAGAUCAGAUGUUUGUCUUUUUCCCAGAGGAACCAAAAGUUGGGAUUAAGACCAUCAAGAUGUAUUGCCAGCGAAUGCAAGAGGAAAAUAUUACCCGGGCCUUGAUUGUGGUGCAACAAGGCAUGACUCCAUCUGCAAAACAGUCUCUAGUAGACAUGGCUCCCAAGUACAUCCUUGAACAAUUCCUUCAACAGGAACUGCUGAUCAACAUCACUGAGCAUGAGCUGGUUCCAGAACAUGUUGUAAUGACCAAAGAAGAGGUGACAGAAUUACUGGCCAGAUAUAAACUAAGGGAAAAUCAGCUUCCAAGAAUACAAGCUGGAGAUCCUGUAGCUCGUUAUUUUGGAAUUAAAAGAGGCCAGGUGGUGAAGAUCAUUCGGCCUAGUGAAACAGCUGGCCGUUACAUCACCUACAGGCUAGUGCAGUAGCCAGGAAUUGUCGUAUAAGCAUGGCUGAAGCUCUUUUUAACCUUAUCCAGGAGACUGCUGAUCUGCUUGCUUAACAGUCUUGAGCAUAAGGAAAUACAAGAAUGUGAAGAAAUGUGCCUACUUGAGACUUCAAACUUGAAGCUUCUAGUCCUUUCUGUCCAACCGGUCAUGAAGAGGAAAGGGGUCACCAGCAGCACAGAAAAGGCUGCCCUUGAUUUUCCAAACUGGACUUCCUCUUGCUUGUAUAAGCUGGAUGUAUUAUUUGUUUAGACCACAUUUCUGGAAUUUGGGUUUGUUUGGGGUAAAUAUUUCAGGCAGCAACAGUUUAUUUUCCAAAUCUGGAUGAAGGAUACUUUAGAAAGCUUCAAAUGGGAGGGCUUCCUUAAUUCCUUCUGUUGAUAUCAGGGUGAGGAAGGACAGGAAAACCCUUUCUGGUUUGGGGGACAGGGGGAACUCCAUCAGAUGCGGCUUUCGGUGGCCUUUUGUAGGGAGACAGUGGAGGUUCUAUGGAUUAAAAUGGGGGAAUAGACUGCUAAUCUCCUGGGAAUGCAAAAGAAGAUUCUGGGAGUCACUUAUGUAAUUAUGGACUUGUCACUUUUGUUUUUUGAAAAAUGGACUUGU
This is a messenger RNA of Notechis scutatus (mainland tiger snake), 1335 nucleotides long. It is a transcript of the gene POLR2E, whose product is annotated as RNA polymerase II, I and III subunit E. Gene Ontology annotation, biological process: transcription by RNA polymerase II; transcription elongation by RNA polymerase I; tRNA transcription by RNA polymerase III. Gene Ontology annotation, cellular component: RNA polymerase II, core complex; RNA polymerase III complex; RNA polymerase I complex. The record is from RefSeq and is a predicted model, not a curated record. Gene Ontology annotation, molecular function: DNA binding. NCBI's taxonomy places the organism in Eukaryota, Metazoa, Chordata, Lepidosauria, Squamata, Elapidae.